Messenger RNA from Manihot esculenta (cassava), 1792 nucleotides. RefSeq lists its product as uncharacterized. The transcript has 5 exons. NCBI's taxonomy places the organism in Eukaryota, Viridiplantae, Streptophyta, Magnoliopsida, Malpighiales, Euphorbiaceae. Gene Ontology annotation, biological process: exonucleolytic trimming to generate mature 3'-end of 5.8S rRNA from tricistronic rRNA transcript (SSU-rRNA, 5.8S rRNA, LSU-rRNA). The record is from RefSeq and is a predicted model, not a curated record. Gene Ontology annotation, molecular function: 3'-5'-RNA exonuclease activity; nucleic acid binding; zinc ion binding. Bases 137 to 1363 code for a protein of 408 amino acids.
GAAAAAAAAAACUAUAAAGAGUAGCUUCCUAUUUUACAAGACCUCGCUCUCUUUCAGAAAUCCAAAUCACACCAGGUGGGCAAUACAGAGUAAGAUCUGAUGUACUCGCUGGUGGAUCUUUAUUUAACGCAAGAUCAUGAUGGCCCUUGAAAAUAAAGAAACUAUUCAAAGGAGCUGUGAGGCAUCCUUAAAAUGCCUUCCUAGCGGAUUGCCUUGUGGGAAUUCAGUUGAUGGCUUUCCAGAGCUUAAAGAAGAAACCAAUGCGUGCUCAGGUGGGGAUGUUGUGGAACCAGUUCACUCAAUAAGCAGCGAAUUUCUUGAACAUCCUAGUGAAUUUCAAAGCAAACCUACCUACCAUCAUGAUUUUGGCUCAUGGUCAACCUUCUAUCCUGAAUCUCAAAAGGCUCAGCAAUGUCAAAUGAAUUGCUUUGAGAAUCAAGUUUAUCCCUUUCCUAUGGAAACUCGAUUUCAGUAUGCCCCAUCUAAUAUAUAUUCCCAAGGUUACCCCUAUGAGUUUCAGUUCCAAGAUUUUCAGUAUUUUGUUGUCAUAGACUUUGAGGCUACUUGUGACAAGGAAAAAAAUCCCCAUCCCCAGGAGAUAAUUGAGUUUCCAUCUGUCAUUGUGAGCAGUGUAACUGGCCAAUUAGAAGCAUGUUUCCAGACAUAUGUACGACCAACUUGCAAUCAGCUCCUAAGUGAUUUCUGCAAGGAUCUGACUGGUAUCCAGCAAAUCCAGGUGGACAGAGGUGUCACACUUAGUGAGGCUCUCCUUAGGCAUGACAAAUGGCUUGAGAAAAAGGGGAUAAAAAACACCAACUUUGCUGUGGUUACGUGGUCAAACUGGGAUUGCCGGGUGAUGCUGGAAUCUGAGUGCCGAUUUAAGAAGAUCAGGAAGCCUCCUUACUUUAAUCGGUGGAUCAACCUGAAAGUUCCUUUCUGUGAGGUAUUUGGUGGUGUUAGGUGCAAUCUAAAGGAGGCUGUGGAGAUGGCAGGUCUAACGUGGCAAGGCCGUGCUCACUGUGGACUGGAUGAUGCCAAAAACACAGCUCGACUACUUGCCCUCCUCAUGUGCAGGGGUAUCAAAUUCUCCAUCACAAACUCGCUAAUUUGGCAGACAACUGAUGGUUCAUUGUCAUGGAAGCCAUCCGUUGACCACCUGUCCCCACUACAGCAACCCUACAAACUGAGAGAAAUGCAUAUUCCUGUUUUCCAGUAUCACCCUUUCUGUUACUGUGGAGUGAAGAGCAGCAAAGGCAUGGUUCGGAAGCCCGGGCCAAAGCAAGGGAGCCUUUUCUUUGGCUGUGGCAAUUGGAGUGCUGCUAGGGGUGCUCGCUGUCAUUACUUUGAAUGGGCAUCUACCUGACUGAAAAUAUGGAAAGACCUGUUUAUGUUUCGCCAUUGCGUCCUAUAAUCUUUUGGUGAUGUAAUAUUGUAAAAAUGAAAAAGAAGGGAUGGAAAGGAAUGUAGUGGCCUAGUGGGUUGUCUCCUAAUAGAAGCUUUUUUUUUUUUGAGGUUUGUGCAUGAUAGAGAGGGUAAAGCACAAAUAGUUGGUUCAGUUGCUCAGAAGUGUGUUAAACAUCCAAAGUAGGGAGCUACAACCUGUAAAGCUGACUUGUUGACUGGAGAACCAAUUGGGAAUUUGCGAGGAAUCUGUAGUUAGGAUGAUGAGUUUUUCAUGCUCAUACAUGCUAAAUUAUCAUUAUCAUUAUCAUAAAUAAACUGUGAGAUAGAGACAACUGAGUUCCUAUGGAUUGGUAAUGGCAGUAUGGGUAGAAAUGGUUGCCCUCGGUUC